CGAAGCGGAGCACUGGAUGUCUUGGCCGGUGGCGGUGGUAAUUUCACACUAGCGCCGUUUACACCGUAUCCCGCGCCCCGCCAAUCAGGGGCCAUUCUAUACCGGCCGUUGAUUUUACUCCAGGAGGGUCUUUCUCCUUAAGAGGGCCGUUCCCUGCGCUGUAUUUACCACUCCACAGGCAAUUGUGCUUUGCUUCCUCCCAUACACUAAUUUUUUCUUCUCCAAUUGUUCGUCUCGGUUUAACACCUUGCCUAUACAUUCAACAUGUCUCCCGUUGCGCUCGAGAAGGAGGACCACUCCCGCGAUGCCAACUUCAACAAGGCCAUGCACGGCAAGUCUGCCCAGGCCCAGGGCGGUAUGGCAGCCAUGUUGAAAAAGGACAAGGCUGCCCAGCAGGCUGCUGUCGACGAGUACUUCAAGCACUGGGACAACAAAGCCGCUGCCGACGAGACAGAGGAGACGCGCAAGGCUCGCCGCGAUGAGUAUGCCACCCUCACCCGCCACUACUACAACCUCGCGACCGACCUGUACGAGUACGGCUGGGGCCAGAGCUUCCACUUCUGCCGCUUUGCCUACGGCGAGCCCUUUUACCAGGCCAUUGCCCGCCACGAGCACUACCUGGCGCACAAGAUGGGAUUGACCGACAACAUGCGCGUGCUCGACGUUGGCUGCGGUGUCGGAGGACCUGCCAGAGAAAUGGUCAAGUUCGCCAACGUCAACGUUGUGGGUCUGAACAACAACGACUACCAGAUCGAGCGCGCCACUCGGUACGCUGAGAAGGAGGGUCUUUCGCACAAGCUCAAGUACACCAAGGGCGACUUCAUGCAAAUGUCCUUCCCUGACAACUCGUUCGACGCUGUCUACGCCAUCGAGGCCACCGUGCACGCACCGUCCCUCGAGGGUAUCUACAGCGAGAUCUUCCGCGUCCUCAAGCCCGGCGGUGUGUUUGGCGUCUACGAGUGGCUCAUGACCGACAAGUACGACAACGACAACCCCGAGCACCGCGAAAUCCGUCUCGGUAUCGAGAUUGGUGACGGUAUCUCGAACAUGGAGAAGAUCGAGGUGGCCCUCAAGGCCAUGAAGGCCGCCGGCUUCGUCAUGGAGCACCACGAGGACUUGGCCGACCGGGACGAGGACCCCGCUCCGUGGUACUGGCCGCUUUCUGGCCAGAUGAAGUACAUCCAGACCAUCGGCGACGUUCCCACGAUCCUGCGAAUGACCAAGAUCGGCCGUGGCUUUGUCCACAGGUUCGUCGGUGCCCUCGAGAUGGUCGGUAUUGCGCCCAAGGGAACUCAGAAGACUGCCGACAGUCUUGCGCUCGCUGCCGACUGCCUCGUUGCUGGCGGCAAGCAGAAGCUCUUCACGCCCAUGUACCUGAUGGUUGGCCGCAAGCCGGAGGCGUAGAUGGUCGCUUUCUCUUUUCUUCUUUUCUAGUCUGCGGGUUUUCGGAUUGGUGCAUCUCAAAAAGAGAAUUUUGAGCACUUGCAACUAUAUCUUGUUGUAAUAAUGGGCUAUCAGUAGGGCGAUCUGCAGUAAUGUCAACGCAGUGACGGUUAGCAUAGACAGGCAUGGCAUAUAGAGCUAAUACCUGGGCUCUUCGCAGCGCAGAGUGAACGAG
This is a messenger RNA of Paraphaeosphaeria sporulosa, 1618 nucleotides long. RefSeq lists its product as uncharacterized. Gene Ontology annotation, molecular function: sterol 24-C-methyltransferase activity. Gene Ontology annotation, biological process: ergosterol biosynthetic process. The record is from RefSeq and is a predicted model, not a curated record. Lineage: Eukaryota; Fungi; Ascomycota; Dothideomycetes; Pleosporales; Didymosphaeriaceae. Gene Ontology annotation, cellular component: endoplasmic reticulum. Bases 265 to 1404 code for a protein of 379 amino acids. The transcript has 3 exons.